UUUUGAAAAGUCAGACUCAAUUUUGUGUAGUCCCACGUACAACAGAUCUAAUAAGGACAACGAUGAAGAUUGCUCUAUUUGCACUCCUUUUUGGAGUUUGUGCAGCAUUGCACCUCACUCCAGAAUUAGUUCAAGACAACAUCCAAGGAAGAGUUGCUGACAAAGUAUUUCUUCAAAAACAAAGAGAUCUUUUACGCCUCUUAAGACAUGUUCACCAACCAAACACUUACUUGGAUCAAGUUGAAAUUGCAAAAACAUUCGACAUCGAAUCAAACAUCGCCUUAUUCGAAAAACCUAUUGUCGUACAAGAAUUCAUCCAAUUAUACCGCUAUGGAAUGCUUCCACAAAAAGAAAUCUUCUCGAUAAUGAAUGAUGUUCAUCGUCGUCAAGUUAUUGCCGUAUUCCAUUUGAUGUACUACGCUAAGACAUACGACACUUUCUACCGUGUUGCAUGUUGGUGCCGAGAACACAUCAACCAAGGUAUGUUCGUCUAUGCCUUAACUGUCGCCGUCUUACAUCGUCCAGACUGCCGUGGAUUAAUCUUACCACCAGCAUAUGAAAUCUACCCAUACUACUUCAUCAAUCAUGAAACCAUCAAAAAAGCCCAAGAAUUAAAAAUGCAAGAUUUUGCAAUUUUUAAACCUGAAGUAUACCAACGUUUAUUGAAAGAUCCAAAAAUUAUGGGUAAACUUCCAUUCACACAAGAUUACGAACACAUGACACCAGUAUACGGCAAACUUCCAAUCUCUCAAGAUUAUGAACAUAUGACACCAAUUUAUGGCAACUUGAGAACCGAUGACGUGUUAAUCCAAAACCAAAAACCAUGGAUGUACCAAAAACCCACCAGUUCAAUCUGGAGCAAAAAACCAUGGAUGAUGGUUGAUGACGUACAACGCCCAUAUGUUACAAAAGACGUUCCAAUGAUGAAUGAAUACCAAAAAUCAAUGUACGGUCAAGUUCCAACAUACAUGGACAAAACUUACUACGGUAAAACUAUGGACAAAACAUCAUACCUUCCAAAAUACAUGACCCAUGACGAUAUUUUAGUAAAAAAUCCACUUUUAUACAAAAACAUGUUGAACACCGUACAACAAAACUUUGUACCAGAAGUUUACCAAACUGUUGAAGACGGUAUCCCAACUGUCAUUAUCCCAACCAACUACAGUGGAUGGUACUUAAACUUGGACGAAGAACAACAAAAAUUAUCUUACUUCAUGGAAGACAUUGGUUUGAAUUCAUACUAUUACUACUUCCACAUGGACUAUCCAUUCUGGAUGCUUGGAACUGAAACCGGUUUAAACAAGGACCGUCGUGGUGAACUCUACUUCUACACACUCCAUCAAUUAAUCAACCGUUACUAUUUGGAACGUCUCUCAAACGGUCUUGGUGAAAUGGGUAUGCUCGACAUCACAAACCCAGUUCCAUAUGUCUGCACAUUGGUUUACGAAAAUGGAUUACCAUUCCCAAUGCGACCAUCUAAAACAGAUCUUGUUUACGAUGACUACACAAAAUAUGUUUACGAACGAAUUAACAUCUUAGAAAAAAGAAUCAUUGACGCUAUUGACUUAGGCUACGUUAUUGAUGUUACCGGAAACAAAGUGCCAAUCUACACUCAAGAAGGUAUCAACAUUCUCGGUAACAUAAUCCAAGGUAAUGCCGAUUCAGUGAACCGUCGCUACUAUGGACAUUUACUUAAAUGGGUGAAAAUCCUUUUGGGUUACGCUGGCAAACCAUUAGACAACUACAAAGUACAACCAAGCACAUUAGAAAUCUUUGCAACUGCAAUGCGUGAUCCAAUGUUCUACCGUAUCUACCGUCGUAUCGUACACUACUUCUUAAACUACAAAAAGAACUUACCAACAUACAAAUACACCGACUUAUUAUACCAAGGCGUAAAAGUCAACAGCGUAGAUAUUGAUGAAUUAAUCACAUACUUCGACUACUUCAAUGUUGAACUUAACAACGCUUUGUACAACGACUUCACAGUUACCGACACCGAUGUACCAAAAGUUUUAGUUAAAGCACGUCAAAUGCGUCUUAACCACAAACCAUUCACUUACCGCAUCAACGUAUCCAGCGACAAAACAACCAAAGCCGUUGUCCGUGUAUUCUUAGGACCAAAAUACAACGAAAAAGGACAAUUGAUCAAAUUCGAAGAAAACCGUGUCAACUUUGUCGAACUUGAUAAAUUCUUAUACGACUUGAAGACUGGUGAAAACAUGAUUGUACGCAACUCCAGAAACAUGCAUCACAUUGUCAAGGACCGUACAUCUUACUACACCUUGUACCGUAAAGUAAUGGGAGCUUUACAAGGAACAGAAGAAUUCAUUUUAGAUAACUCUGAAGCUCACUGUGGAUUCCCAGACCGUUUACUCUUACCUAAAGGUACAGUUGGUGGUAUGGAAUUCCAAUUAUUCGUUGUAGUCACACCAUUCCAAGGCACCACUGGAGUCAACUCCAUGGUUAUGGAUCAAGAUUUAAUGUACACUUGUGGUAUUGGAUCUGGUAUGCGUUUCAUCGACAACCUUCCAUUGGGCUACCCAUUGGACCGUGAUAUUGAUGUUACACAAUUCUUUGUACCAAACAUGUACUUCCAAGAUGUUGUCAUUCGUCACAUUGAUGAAACAACAAUGAGCUACCCCCCAACAAUGAUGUUACGUAAUUAUUAAUUAUUUAAUAUGUUUUCUGGCUGUCAUUGUUUUUGUUGAAAUGGUCUUAGUUUUUUUUACAUGAAUAAAAUAGUUUUAGUGCAAUAAUAA
Chrysoperla carnea is the source of this 2759-nucleotide messenger RNA. Its product is annotated as hexamerin-like. The transcript is spliced from 3 exons. The record is from RefSeq and is a predicted model, not a curated record. The coding region runs from base 63 to 2669 and encodes 868 amino acids. NCBI's taxonomy places the organism in Eukaryota, Metazoa, Arthropoda, Insecta, Neuroptera, Chrysopidae.